Messenger RNA from Lolium perenne, 1773 nucleotides. RefSeq names its product chaperone protein ClpB1-like. NCBI's taxonomy places the organism in Eukaryota, Viridiplantae, Streptophyta, Magnoliopsida, Poales, Poaceae. Gene Ontology annotation, molecular function: ATP binding; ATP hydrolysis activity. Gene Ontology annotation, cellular component: cytoplasm. Gene Ontology annotation, biological process: cellular response to heat. The record is from RefSeq and is a predicted model, not a curated record.
ACGUACGGCCGGGACAUGACGGCAUCUGCUGCAAAGAUGGAUCCUGUGAUCGGUCGUGACGACGAGAUCGACCGCCUCGUCUGCAUCCUGUGCCGCCGGACCAAGAACUGCGCUGCGCUCGUCGGCGAGGCCGGAGUUGGCAAGACGGCCGUCGUCGAGGGCCUCGCUCAGCGCGUCGCCGCGGGAACAGUUCCAGCCACGCUCGCCGGGGCGCGGAUCGUAGAGGUCGACUUGGGAGCAAUGGUGGCCGGAACCAUUUACCGUGGAAUGUUCGAGGAACGCAUGAAGAACGUGAUAAAGCAAGCAGAGGAUUCCAACGGCAAGAUUAUUUUGUUUUUCGACGAGAUGCACAUGAUGCUGGGUGCUGGGCGGGGGCAAUACAAGGACACCAGCACAGAUGGUGCCAACUUGCUAAAGCCAGCGUUGGCCCGUGGCCGCAUUCGCUGCGUGGGUGCCACUACCUUCGACGAGUUCCGUACAUACGUCGAGAAGGAUGCCGCGCUCGACCGUCGUUUUCAAAAGCUGCACAUUGAGGAGCCAAGCAUGGAAGCAACCAUUGAAAUUCUGCAGGGGCUAAAGACGCGGUACCAGGAGCACCAUGGGUUGGAGAUCCAAGAAUCUACCCUUGUUGCCGCCGCACAGCUCGCCGGCCGCUACAUCACUGAUCGGAGAUUUCCUGACAAGGCCAUUGAUUUAAUUGACGAGGCAUGCGCCACAAAAAUGCAAACUGCAGCUGGCAGCCAAGAAGCACAAGCACCCAAGGAGUUGUUAUUAGUUAGUCCGGAUGACGUUGCCAGGGUUGUCAGCCGAUGGAGCGGGAUUCCUGUCACGAAGCUCGAUCAAGAGGAGAAGGAUAAAUUGAUACAUCUAGCAGAUAGACUGCAUGAUCGAGUAGUUGGCCAAGAUGAAGCGGUCAAUUUGGUGUCACAAGCAUUGCUACGUUCCAGGGUUGGCCUUCGCCACACUGGACAACCAAUAGGCUCUUUCCUCUUCUUAGGCUCCACCGGCGUUGGAAAGACAGAGCUUGCCAAAGCUCUCGCUGAGCAACUUUUCGGGAGUGAGAAAAUAUUGCUUCGUUUUGACAUGUCUGAAUACGUUGGCGCUGGAUCUGUUUUACGUCUUAUCGGAGCGCCUCCAAGCUAUCUUGGCCACGAAGACGGUGGCCAGCUGACAGAGAAAGUGAGAAGACGCCCAUUUAGCGUCAUUCUUUUUGAUGAGGUUGAGAAGGCAGAUCCCUCUGUAUUCAAUAUCUUUCUUCAACUCCUUGACGACGGCGUGUUGACCGAUGGCAAAGGCAGAACCGUGGAUUUCAAGAACACCAUCAUCAUCAUGACCUCUAAUCUAGGAGCACAACACCUCGUAUCAGGAAUGGCCGGCGAAAACACUAUGGAGAUUGCACGGGGUCUCCUUAUGAAACAGGUUCAAAAUUUCUUCAAGCCUGAACUUCUCAAUAGGCUAAGUGAGAUUGUGAUAUUUCAGCCCCUUGCACGCAACGUUCUUAAAGAGAUUGUUAAAAUACAAAUGAAAAGUGUCAUCGCCAAAGCUCUUGACAUGGGCAUUUCCGUAUCAAUAAAUGAUGCUGCGUUGGAUGUCAUUCUAUCGGAAUCUUAUAACCCAAUAUACGGCGCAAGACCCAUAAAAAGGUGGGUGGAGAAGAAUGUAAUGACGAUGCUAUGUGACAUGCUGAUCAAAGAAGAAGCUAUGAAAGGCUCAAAUAUUUCAAUUGAGGCGAGAGACGACAAUAAGGGGCUGACAUAUGAAGUGGCAGAUUGA